CGAACCAGUUGCAGCACAACAGCCAGCGUGCGCGUUUUCAAGAUGCGGAAUAAUCACGGAACCCUUUCUGGUUGAGUGACGCGCCCGCUGUCCAAUCGGAACCAUGAUAGCCACCGGCGGCCUGCUGCGCAUGAACCGGCGCCAGGACUCCCUGCGCUCCAAGAACCGCGCGGAGAACAAGCGCAAGCAGAAAGCCAAGAAGAGGAAGAAGAAGAACGACGUGGUGGUGGUGAAGGGGAAGCUCAACCUGUGCUCCCCGGCGGGGCUUGUGGCGGCGGUGGGCGUGAUGGUGCUCGUGGUGGGCAUCUCCAUGGCCAUCCUGGGCUACUGGCCCAGCCCCAACCACCAGGAGUACCAGGAGCGCCGGAGAACCGGCAUGCACCGCGGCCACCGCAUGGGCUACUCCAAGACGCUGCCCACGUCCUCCGAGGUGGCGACCACCACCACCACCUCGACCCCCAACGGAAACGUCAGCGCCCCGGAGCCGUCGCACUCCUGCGGCUUCCUGUGCGACUUCCUGGACCGCUACCUGUACUCGGACAACCUGAAGGUGUUCGGCCCUCUGGUGAUGGGCAUCGGCAUCUUCCUGUUCAUCUGCGCCAACGCAGUGCUCCACGAGAACCGCGACAAGAAGACCAAGAUCAUCAACCUGCGGGACAUCUACUCCACGGUCAUCGACCUGCACAGCGUGCGCUCCAAGGAGUACUCGCCGCUCAACGGCCUGGUCAACUACACGCAGUCCCGCAGCGCCGACCCCGGGACGGCCGCGGGCCCGUCGGGGCUCUACAGCGCCACAGGGGGCCACUCCCGCGGCUCCUGGCCAUCCGAAGGGCCGGGUGUCCCGUCGGAGCUGGGCAGCGACGAGACGCUCCGACGGCCCUCGCUGGCGGGCCGGACGCGCAGCUGGUCCCGGGACGUGCAGACCUUCACGGAGACGGUGUACAGCAUCUACCGGGACCACAGCGGCGGCAGCGGCGAGCAGACGGCGCCGGCGCCGCCUCAGUGGGAGACCGCCUCCAUCGGGGCCGCCUCGAUCACCGCCCACACGCUGCCCGUCAUCAAGCUCAACAACCGCGAGGUGGAGGGGGCGGCGAGCGAGGCGGCGGCGGCGGGGGGGGAACGGCGUUCGGAGGACGCGGGUGCGGGCGGGGGAGGCGGAGCCGGGGGCGGGGCAGACACCAAAGAAAAGGAUCCGACGGGCACCGACUCGCCGGCGCUCCCAGAGCACGGAGGACGCUCGCCCGCCGGGAACGCCGAUCCGCAGGGAACGCCGAAAGCGGCCGCCGCCGCCGAGCAGCCGUGGACUCAGACGCAGCUGUCCCCUCCGUCGCCGGUUGCCAGGGCGACGGGGUCGCGACUGUCACUCAACUCGCUGCCCGAUCAGCCACGGCCGGUGCGGCGCUGCAGCUUCUCUGCCUCGGCCUGUCGUCAAGGCGACCGGGGAGGCAGGCGCUUCAGCUGCCCCCGGCUGGAGAGCUCCAACAGCAAGGGCUACAUCAAGCUGAGCGACCUGGGGGGGGAGUCCUUCGAGGCCUCCGACACCGACACCUCCUUGUCGACCUUUGACCGGGAGGGGGCGGCGGCAGCAGGGACAACCGCGGAGGACGUGGGCGGCACUCAGGUAGAGGAGGAGCCGGCCGAGGCCGGUUGCUCCGUGGAGUCCUAGAGGGAUGGAGAAGGGGCUGUCAGGCCACUGGAACGGCCGCUGACGUCUUGUCUUGACUCUUCUGGAUACUGGAUGCUGAUCGCUCCGGCUCGUAUCCGCUGCUAUUGAGAGAACGGCCAGGAGGGAGUACAAUGGGGCAAAAGGACUAUUGACACAUAGCCAUGGACACUCUUGAGCAAGGCUCUUUAUAAAUACCACACUGCAAGCUCAAAUAUCAAGACUUUUUUAUAUUUUUUCAAUGUAGCAAGAGCAAUACUGAGAAAAAUUAUGAUAUAUUAGGUUUAUGAUGAGUAAAUACUCAUUUGUAAAACAAAAGUCUUUAGAGUAGAGCUACUUUCAUUCCUACAUUUAUUUUAUAAAAAUAAUUAUGGUAGUUCAACAAAAUAAACUGUAGCUGUAGAAUUGCUUUAGGCAGUCUCUGAGAAUGUGCUACUUCAAAAAAGAAAAAAGAAAGGUGUACUGUAGCAUAGAAUUUAUGCCCUGGGUAUGAAGAUACUAGCGUAGGUUUGUUUCUAUACACUGUAAUGUGAAUUACCUUGUGCAUAGGUUUAAUGAAAUGAAUCUCAGGUAGACAAAAGGCUUAGGUUUGGGACCUAGGGGUAAAAAAAGGUCUUGCCAAUGUGCACAUGGGUUAGCAUUUGUCUGUAUCACCUCUGUCAAUCCUAAGUGUCAUUGUGGGAUAUUUUAGUAGCACAGUGUAAAAUGACUUGCUUCAUCCAAGCAAUUUUACUUGCAUUAUGAAAUAUUAAAAAGAAACAAGUUUAUUGAAAUAACUUUGUGUUUGAUUGAUUCAGGAGUGUGACGGAACACUUUGGGGAAAAUAGUUUCCCUUUCACUUGAAUGCAACAGGUGCCGCUU
Gadus chalcogrammus (walleye pollock) is the source of this 2524-nucleotide messenger RNA. RefSeq names its product transmembrane protein 200C-like. Bases 104 to 1666 code for a protein of 520 amino acids. Lineage: Eukaryota; Metazoa; Chordata; Actinopteri; Gadiformes; Gadidae. The record is from RefSeq and is a predicted model, not a curated record. The transcript is spliced from 4 exons.